This is a messenger RNA of Tarenaya hassleriana, 2008 nucleotides long. RefSeq names its product rop guanine nucleotide exchange factor 1. The transcript has 5 exons. Bases 212 to 1870 code for a protein of 552 amino acids. Gene Ontology annotation, molecular function: guanyl-nucleotide exchange factor activity. NCBI's taxonomy places the organism in Eukaryota, Viridiplantae, Streptophyta, Magnoliopsida, Brassicales, Cleomaceae. The record is from RefSeq and is a predicted model, not a curated record.
AGAUGGAUAUCUCCGAAAUCGUGGAUAUCCGACUCUUGUCUAGAGAGAUCCUAAAUAGGACCUAUACUUACAUACGUAAGUAUAGACGCAUAGAGAGUGACUUUUUUGCCACUAGCUUUUGCUUUUAUCAAUCAUCAUCACCACCACCACCGUAACUUUCCAUCCCUCUCUCUUCUGUUGAAUGGAUUCGAGCCGUUAGAUCUACCGGAGAAUGAAAAGUAUGUCGUCAGAGGAAGACAACGGCAGCUCCUCCGAGAGAUGCGGGAGCUACAGCCCCAGCGCCGACAUUAGCGAGUCGGAGAGUUCAAGCAGCUUCACUUGCCGACGCUUUGACGGCGAAGGAGCCUCCAGCUCGAUUACUUCAUCGCCCCGACCCGUCACGCGCGGCGGUGGAAGAGGUUUCUAUUUUCCGGCGCCCGUAAUGCUACCGGUGAUCGGUGGCAAGGAUGUGGUUGUUUGGAAUGAUAAGUUGGAGAAACGGGAAAACGAUUUGUCCGAAAUUGAGAUGAUGAAGGAGAGAUUCGCUAAGCUUCUUUUAGGAGAGGACAUGUCAGGAGGAGGAAAAGGGGUUUGUACCGCACUUGCCAUAUCCAAUGCGAUCACCAAUCUCUCUGCAACUGUGUUUGGCGAACUAUGGAGGCUAGAGCCGCUUGCUCCCCAGAAGAAGGCAAUGUGGCGUAGAGAACUGGAGUGGUUACUCUGUGUUAGUGAUUCCAUCGUGGAGCUUGUUCCUUCGAUACAGCAAUUCCCUGGCGGAGGGACGUACGAGAUCAUGGAGACUCGGCCUCGAUCCGAUCUCUACAUGAAUCUUCCUGCCCUGAAGAAGCUUGAUGCAAUGUUGAUUGGUAUGCUUGAAGGGUUUUCUGAUACGGAGUUUUGGUAUGUCGAUCGUGGCGUAGUUCUAGGAGAGGGUGAGCGGGAUUCGUAUAGUUCUCCGGUUACCAGUGGCCGGCCUUCAGUUAGGCAGGAAGAAAAGUGGUGGCUUCCUUGUCCAAAGGUUCCAUCUAAUGGGUUGUCUGAGGAGUCACGGAAGAAGCUGCAACAGUGUCGGGAUUGUGCUAACCAGAUUCUGAAGGCUGCCUUGGCAAUUAACAGCAGUGUGCUCGCGGAAAUGGAGAUACCCGACGUUUACUUGGAGGCACUGCCCAAGAGAGAAAAGGAGUGUCUUGGAGAUAUUAUCUACCAGUACAUAACUGCAGACCAAUUUUCACCAGAAUGUCUGCUGGACUGUCUCGAUCUGUCAUCAGAACAUCAGACUCUUGAAGUUGCAAACAGAGUAGAGGCUGCUGUGCAUAUCUGGAAAUGGAGAAAUGAGAGGAGACACAAGAAGCAUGCAAAACCCAAGCAGUCAUCGUGGAGAGGCAAGGUCCGAGGCUUUGUCAAUGACGCUGAUAAGAAUGACUGUCUUUCGCAGAGAGCUGAAACCCUCUUGCAGAGCCUGAGGCACCGCUUCCCGGGCCUUCCUCAGACCACACUUGACAUGAACAAGAUUCAGUACAACAAGGAUGUAGGGCAAGCGAUACUAGAGAGUUACUCGAGGGUAAUGGAGAGCCUGGCGUUCAACAUAACUGCCAGAAUAGAUGAUGUGAUGUAUGUGGAUGAUGUAACAAGACAGUCGGUGUCUGCAACGGAGUCGUUGUCCCUCUUCAGCAUCAGCGGCCGGCCUGUCCAGAAACGCAUCAUGUCACCGAUACCCAAUGCCUCUGAGUUUGCUACUCCAUCUCUCAGUCCGAUUUCCAGGAGCCCGAGAAGAGCUCCGGCGCUGAGGAGGAAUGGCAUCAGAGAGGCAACGGGGGAGGAUGAGUGGAAGACUUAUGCUGGGAAUUUGAGUUCAAGAAGAGUUAUGGGAGUGACACCUGAGAGAGAUUGACAUGUCGUUUUCUUGUAAAUUCCUGAGAGUAGCCCUAGGAGUUGUUUUGUUUCAUGCUGUCAAAGUCUGAGGAGGACAAAUAUUACGUUGAAUCGUCGCAUUAGAUAUUUUCACUAUCGGAAUUGUCGUCUGAAUUAA